UGGCCGAGGGACCAGGGCUGGGGCGCAGGGGGUGCCGCGCGCGUGAACGAACAGUAAUUAACACUAAUUGCCUCGUCACUAAUUAACCACACAGUCAUUAGCAUGAGCCCCCCGCCCCUCGCCUGCUCGUCCCUCCCAGAUCCGAGGCCCAGACGACGCUCAGCACCCUGACGAAGCCGGGCAAUAAGCAGCGAUUACAGCCCGAGGAUCGCGGCGUCGGGCGGGCGCCCUUUGCUCGGGUCGGGGGUUCGAGUCCCCGCCGCGGGGCCAUAAAGCGGGGAGCGGCCCGGCAGCGCGGGCACCGCGGCUGCUGCCCGGGCAGAGGGCGUCGAGCGGCCGAUAACGCCCGCGGCCUUGUCCCCAGUCACACGGCGCCUUACUCACCCGUCCCCUCCCCGCAACAGGCAGCCGGGGAUCCGGCGGGGAGGGGGUGACGGGACAGGCUUUGGGCUGACACCCACGGUGGCCAACAAACCGUAGUGUGUUCAGCACCCAGGUAGCCACGGGGGAAACUGAGGCACGGAGGCAGCAGAACCCAGGCGUCCAGGCCGCAGGGGUCUGAGGGAACCAAGGCUUUUUGUGGUGGAGCCAUAAGUGGUAGAAUCCAAGUCAACGUCUUGUCCAGAUGUUCUCAACGCCUAUAAAAUGUGAUUAACGCAAAUACAUUUAAAAAAAAAGGGAAAAUGUCCUCAAAAAUGGGUGAAAGUUCACGGGCAAUCAGAGCGUUCGGACUUCGCUCGCCAGCUCCCGUCCCCUCCUGCCCCGCUCUGCGCAGGAGGGUGGAAACAUUUGGCUAAUGAGUUACGGGGAGCAGCGGGUCCGGCCCCGGGGUGGCCCUGCCAUUGCUCAGCACCGUCCCCAAUCAGGGCUGGGAGGUUUUGCAAUCGGGGACGUUAUUUCUGUGUGGUUGGAGUUUAAACUUUGCCACUCGGGUCGGGGCGCCACGGAGGAGGAAGAGGAGGUGGGGGACGGAUUCGGCGGCCGCCCUGCGCAGUGAGGGGGUUGAGGCGACAGGAGGGAUCGUUGGGAAUGGGAUCUCACACAGCCAUGGCCACCGGCGUGAGCGGCCUGGACAGCCUGGACCUGCUGGACCUGCUGUUUGACCGCCAGGACGGGAUCCUCCGUGGCGUGGAGCUGGGGACAGCACCGGGCGCCUGGCACGGGGACGGGCGUGGCCAGGAUGGCGAUGACUUCCUCAGCUCCGUCCUGGGCUCUGGGGACUCAGCAUCGGGCUCGCCCAGCUGGUCCCCGGCCACCAGCGACAGCGGGGUGUCUGAGGACCCCCCGUCCGACCAGCUCGACAGCCCCCCCCGCUGCUGCGAGGGGUGUCCCAGGGACCCCCUGUACCCCUACAGCACCCCCUGCCACACUCUGCCCAUCCCGGGGGGGACCGGGGCCACGCACCCUGACGUCUCUAUUGAUUUGGACAUGUGGCACCCCGGCUUCUUCCUGGAGGAGAGCCAGGACCUGCCCGCGGCGCCCCCGCCCGCCGCCUGCGCCCUCACCGUCAAGGACCUGCUGCUCUCGGGCAGCUCGGACGCCCAGCCGCAGGCGCCCGGCUCGCUGCUGAGGCAGAGCCAGGGGCAGUUCCAGGAGCUGGUGCUGACCGAGGACGAGAAGAAGCUGCUGGCCAAGGAGGGGGUGUCCCUGCCCACCCAGCUGCCCCUCACCAAGUAUGAGGAGCGGGUGCUGAAGAAGAUCCGGCGGAAGAUCAGGAACAAGCAGUCGGCUCAGGAGAGCCGCAAGAAGAAGAAGGAAUACAUCGACGGGCUGGAGAGCCGGAUGUCGGCAUGCACAGCCCAGAACGAGGAGCUGCAGAGGAAAGUCCUACACCUGGAGAAGCAGAACUCGUCCCUCCUGGAGCAGCUGAAGAAGCUCCAGGCCCUCGUGGUACAGUCGAGCAACAAGGCAGCGCAGACCGGAACCUGCAUCAUGGUGCUGCUGCUCUCCUUCGCGCUCAUCGUCUUCCCCUCCAUCAGCCCCUUCGCUCCCAGCAAGGCCGAGGCGGGCGGCGAUUUCAGACCCGUGCGAGUUUUCUCCAGGUCCCUGCACAACGCGGCCGCUUCCCGCGUGGUUCACACACAGCCCCAAGCCGGGGGCGAGAAGCCCGCAGAGCCACUGUGGCCAGAGCGCCCGGGAGAAGCCCCUGACACCCUGCACGAAACCCUCGCUGGCCGCACGUUCACUCCACGGCCUCACAAAAUCUCCCCCCGUAACGACACGCGGCCGUUUGCUCUGGAGGGGCUGAGCCAGGGGCACGUGGGGCGCGCUGAGCCCGUGUCUGAGGACGGCACCGAGCUGCACCAUGGCCUGGGCUCGCUGGAGUGGCCCAACAGGGGCCACGGCCGCCCCACAGCACCGGAGCCAGUGGAGGAGCUUUAAGCAGCCACCAGGGACCACGGGGGAUGCGAUGGGCUGGCUCAGCACCCCGGCCCCUCCGGGAUCUGCCCCCGGGCACCGGCAGGUGCUGGACCCGCUUGGCUUUGCUUGUAUCUGUGAACUGGGGAGAAGAGACCAGUUCCCACUGGCCUUACUGGGAGGGAAUGGGCUGCUCCUGCCCCCCAGGUGUAGCAGUUGUGGAAGGGACACGGGGCCACUCAGGAUGGGGACAAAGGGACCGGAGGAGCCCUGUGCUGGCUGGAUGUUGCAACUGGUUGGUUUUGUUCUUUUGUUGUUGUUGUUGUGUUGUUUGGUUUAUUUUUUUUUUAAGCUUUAAUCUCUAAAUAAAAGGUAUU
Columba livia (rock pigeon) is the source of this 2735-nucleotide messenger RNA. RefSeq names its product cAMP responsive element binding protein 3 like 3 (gene CREB3L3). Gene Ontology annotation, cellular component: nucleus. Bases 1030 to 2382 code for a protein of 450 amino acids. NCBI's taxonomy places the organism in Eukaryota, Metazoa, Chordata, Aves, Columbiformes, Columbidae. The record is from RefSeq and is a predicted model, not a curated record. Gene Ontology annotation, molecular function: RNA polymerase II cis-regulatory region sequence-specific DNA binding; DNA-binding transcription factor activity, RNA polymerase II-specific. Gene Ontology annotation, biological process: regulation of transcription by RNA polymerase II. The transcript has 10 exons.